This is a messenger RNA of Papilio xuthus (Asian swallowtail), 1135 nucleotides long. The record is from RefSeq and is a predicted model, not a curated record. NCBI's taxonomy places the organism in Eukaryota, Metazoa, Arthropoda, Insecta, Lepidoptera, Papilionidae.
AAAAUCAAAUAGGCCUGCCAUACGAAUGCACAGAGUUCAAGAGAGAAUAAAUUACAUCACUGACAGAAUCAUUGCAAAUAUUUGUCAAAAUGAAUCUCAUUAUCAUAUGUCAAUUUGACAUUGACGUAAGAUUUUCAUUUUAUAAAUUGAUAAACACAUCCAAAAAAUCCAAUUCGGAGUUUAAAACACGAUGGAUAAUAAUCGUUUACUUGAAAUCGUCGACUAGUAGAGAUAUUAAUGAAAGUUUAAUAUAAUAGGUUAGGCAUUACAGUUUAUAAAAAUGGCGUUGAGUUUACAACCUAAAAAACUAUUGCGUUAUACUCUUAUGAAAACUCGAAGUUAUUGUGAUAAUAAAUCAUCUUAUCAACGAAAUGAAGAAGGAAUACCACCUCGGACUGUACACGGAAAACCUUACCCGGAAUGGCGAAAGCCCUGGAUCCAACGAGACGGCGAAUGGACUUCCAAGUUAUCGCUCUUCAUAGAAAAAAAUCCAAGCAUGAACAUAUUGCACGCAAUGAACAAUAUACCUAAUUUAACUAUAGGAAAAUUAAAAAAUUGGUGGGCCGAUAUGAAGGAAAUUCAAGAGAUACAAAAUCAAAUAUAUUUGCCAGAAAGAAUAGCUUCUUUAGGCGCAAAUUUAGCUGCGAUACACUUUUUCACGCACCGUAACUCAGCUGUUAGAUUAAAAGGCUCAACACCAUGGAUUGUUGGAGAUAUAGCAACAUUAAAUUUACCAAACCGUUAUGUUGAUGGAUAUUUUGUUGAAGCAGUGGAUUGUACAAAUUUCCAUCACAAUGGUAUCAGAUAUGAAGGAUUGAAAAAUUUAUCCGGUCUUAAUUACUUGAAGUGGUUGUCCCUUAAUAAUAAUAAACAUAUAGAUGUAUGGUGCCUUGAUAGAAUCGCUGGCCAAAAUGGAAGAUCAUUAGAAUUUCUUGAUAUAACUGGUCAUCAGCUAAGCUUGGGUUCAAUUAUUGCUUUAUCAAGAAUGUCAGCUCUUAAAUUUCUCAUCAUAUCUGAUCCUGGUGAUAAUGUUCAAGUGCAAACAGCUUUAUCUAUGCUAGAAGAAGAGAAACCAGGUUUAGUAAUAAAAAUAGCUGAUUGAUGAUAGUAAGUUUAUUUUCAUCAAUUUAGUAUA